Molecule: messenger RNA, 3152 nt
Organism: Lampris incognitus (smalleye Pacific opah)
Lineage: Eukaryota; Metazoa; Chordata; Actinopteri; Lampriformes; Lampridae
Gene: ndufaf1
Product: NADH:ubiquinone oxidoreductase complex assembly factor 1
Exons: 5
Coding region: 599-1504 (301 amino acids)
Biological process (GO): mitochondrial electron transport, NADH to ubiquinone; mitochondrial respiratory chain complex I assembly
Cellular component (GO): mitochondrion
Source: RefSeq, a predicted model, not a curated record
GUGGGUUGCUGGAGAAGUACGGAGAGCGAUCAGUAUAGCUAAGAGGGGAACUAAUAACAGCGGGCGAGAGUGUCGACCAGGACGGUAAAUAGCUGUACGCGUGAGACGCAACAGGUGUUGCGCCGACUUCUGCCUCGCCGCCGAGAAUUGUACGCACCUCGCCGGAGCGCGCCCGGCUAGAGGGGACGCCGCCAGCCAGCCGAAGAAGUGCCUAAAAACGAUCAAAACCCUUUUCAAGCUGAGAAAGGACCCGAGGGCUCUAGUUUUUGAACGUUUAGAGUCAUCCAUGUUUUAUUACUGGGUAAUAGUAGCGUAGGCAAGACGGAGAUGGCUUGGGCAUGUGUGGAGGAGAGAUGCUGGGUAUAUUGGGAGGAAGGAUGCUGAAUGUGGAGCUGCCGGGGGGAAGAGGAGAAGAGGAAGGCUAGAGAGGACCACUCAUCAAUGCGUUAGAAAUGCUAUUCAGAGAGACGUUGCUUCUCAACCUGCAGCCGUUUUCUACUGGAAUAAUGUUUAUCACGACAUAGAUUGGAGGGACGCUUGGAUUGUAUCACGGAAAUAUUGCAUUACAAAUAAGUGAAUUCCUGGAAUAAAGAUCAAAAUGUCCUUUUCAAGAAUGUCCAGUCUCCCUCCUGUGAGGCUGCUGGGCUCCUUGCACCAGCAGCAGCUCCCAGGCCCCACAACCUUUCCCGUAUGCAUGCCAAGGAGGGCCAUGGGGGGAUACAGGCGGCCGGGCCAGCCCAAAGACAAUACCCCUCCAUGGAAGAAAAUCAACUUUGACUUCUCAAAAGGUGUGGCGGGGAUCAAAAAGCACUUUACGCUGCUGAAAACGGAGUUUUUCGACCGCUUGGCCGGUCCUGAUGGCAAACCCCUUAUGGAAUUCAUGUUGGAGCAGAAUCGAGUGAUCUGGGAGUUCAGAGGGCCGGAGAGCUUGGAGCAGUGGACUGUAUCCUCUGAUCGGGAGAUUGGAGGCCAGAGUGAGGCCUACGUGAAGCUUGGAAAAAACAACACCUGCUUUCUGUAUGGAACCCUGUGCUCCACGCCGCCACGGGAUGGGGAAACCCGCUACAGUGGCUACUGCACACUACGCUCCAAGCCACCACUGUCCUCAUUUGACAGGAAGAAGCACCUCGAUUGGACCACUUUCAACACCCUGCAUUUGCGUGUGCGUGGUGAUGGCCGCCCGUGGAUGAUCAACAUCGCAACAGAAAAUUACUAUUCCCACCAGAAAGAUGAUGUUUACAGUUACUUCCUGUACACCAGGGGAGGACCCUUCUGGCAAGAUGUCAAGAUCCCAUUCUCAAAGUUCUUCCUUGCACAUCGUGGGAGAAUACAAGACAAUCAGCAUUCUCUCUGGCUGGACAAGGUAAACGCGAUUGGCUUCACCUUGGGGGAUAAAGCAGACGGCCCGUUUCAACUGGAGAUCGAUUUCAUUGGCAUCCGGAGAGAUUACGCGCACAUAGAGGAGUUUGCGUAUGAGCUGUACAAGAGGAAUCCCGAAGUCUGAGAAGUGACGCCCGCACCCGUUCGGAGACCGCCGCUCUCUCAGCCCUAGGAGCGGCGUUACGUUAAACACUUGGCCGAAGUCGAAGAGUCUCGAUCCGUCUCGAAGAGGACCUGCACGCUGAAGAUGGGACAGACGAACACAGCAUCUGGUUGGACCAGUAGGAUAUCGUACAACGCAAAUACACAACUUUAUUAAUCCUGCUAGGGGCAAUUUGUUUGGAGAAGCUUGUGAACACAAAAACACAAGUCACAUGCAAACAAACAAAUUAACACCCCGGGCAGCUAAAUGUGGAACAACAUCUAUAAAAGUACGCCGUACGAAACACAACAAAGACAAUAAAACAAUCUGAUUAAAACAUUAUGGAGCAUUUAGUAACGGAGCUGCAACAGGUAUGAAUGAUUUAGAAUAACGGUUGGUUUCACAAACGGGUAAAACACGACAAAACGCCCUGACGGCAACAGAGAACGUUCGCUUGCUAGAACACGUCCGGAAGAAGCCCAAAUACUUGCUGCCCUCCGGAGGAUUUGCCGGUUGCAAAAAGAAUUCAGAUCUCUGUGUUUCACCCCGGUGAUCUUGGAACAGCUUUUAACAGCUGUUCAGGCCGUUUCCGUCUUUCACCGGGAGGCUGUGAAACCAGCGGAUCAGUCGGAAGAGUCUCGACAAAAGCGGCAGGAUGACGGGACUGACAGAUAGGGACUUUAGUUUGUGCAGAAGGGGAAUUCUGUUGCCCCCGUUUCACAAUAGCCCCAGUGUCCAUCCAUCCAUUAUCCGAGCCACUUAUCCCAAUUGGGGUCGCGGGAUGCUGGAGCCUAUCCCAGCAGUCAUUGGGCGGCAGGCGGGGAGACACCCUGGAGGGGCCGCCACAUUCACACCUAGGGACAAUUUAGUACGGCCGAUUCACCUGACCUACACAUCUUUGGACUGGGAGGACAUGCAAACCCCACACAGAGGACGACCCCCAAGGUUGGACUACCCUGGGGUUCGAACCCAGGACCUUCUCCACCGCGCUAACCACUGCGCCACUGUGCUGCCCAGCCUCAGCACACCGAAUUGAGGGCGAUCGUCGAUGAUGGUGCCCAAAUAUUUGUAUGAUGUAACCGUUUCCACACUUCCAUUAUGUAUGACGCACUCUGGCUGCAUCUGUUAUGUCUGAAAUCAACAACCACCUCCUUGGUUUCAUAUCAUAUAUGGAGAUAUACCUUACAUGAGUGAUGUAUGUACUGUGACACUUUUAAACAAGGGUUCGUUUUAUUUUAUUUUUUGUUGAAAGAUACAAUGGAAAACUAUAGUCACCGGCCACUGAAAUAGGGCAAUGAGUCAUCCAACUGAACAUAUAGUUAUUGGAAUAAAGGAGGAUGGUGACGUGCUACAUGUUAAAGCUUCUACAUGUUUAGGCAGCAGCGCUAACAGCAAGAAAUAUUAAAGAUGAAACAGAGAAAACAAACCGAGAAGCAAGCUUUUCUUGACAACAUGAACAGUAUAAAAGCUGAAGUUUACAACAGUGGGGCUAUUUACAGUAACGGGCUGUACAGGCUUCCAGACGCGGGAGCACGUUUAUGUCAUGAGAAGACCUCUUCUCGCCCCCAGCAUACGCUCCUUCUUCUGCUUCCUCCCAUCCAGGUGCGUCGCUCUCCUUUCCUCCCUGUAA